GGGCCAAACGCACCGCCGCCGCUUCACAACACGUUGUCACGUUGCCGCCGGUUCACUGUCACACGCGUAUCCGCCUCCGCCACAAAAAUAAUAACGACUUGACAACACAAUAACAUGUAAUAUUAUCACACCGUAGUACGCGAACACGUGGGCGCUCGUCGACCACCCAUCCCAGAGACUCGCACGCGUUUCCCGAGUUCCUGUUUACCGUUUCGAUACGUCUAUUCGACGACCGAAGGACAUCAGAUUGACAUUUCCACAAACCGGGAAUUGAUUGUUCUCAAAGGGGAACUCGUCGCACGAGAAUGGCGUUUGAAACGAACGAAUCAGGCGAGGGCUGCAGUGAAAACAAACGUUGAAAUAAAUUGUCGUGGAGAACUAUUUCAAUCAAAAAUGUUUAACAGAAAUUUGAUUAUUGUUGCUUUGAUUUUUCUGUAUGGCGAUCUAGACGUAAACUGUCAAAUGCACGAACCAGACGAAAUAAUGCCUGAAUUUUAUGCGCCACUGGAAAAUUGGACGGUGACCCAAGGCCGAGACAUAUACUUUACGUGCACGGUGAACAAUUUGGGAAAGUACAAGGUGGCUUGGAUAAAAUCGGAUUCCAAAGCAAUUUUAGCUAUCCACACGAACUUGAUUGCUCACAAUCAUAGGCUGAGUGUCACUCACAAUGGACAUAAUACUUGGAAAUUGCACGUGAUCAAUGUUCAAAAAAACGAUACUGGAAGUUACAUGUGCCAAAUAAAUACGCAACCGAUGAUACUACAGACCGGAUACUUGGACGUGCGGAUCCCACCGGACAUAUUGGACGAGGCAGACAUCGAGGGCCCGGGUAGCGCGGCCAUGGAAGGUGGUACCAUACGGUUGCGGUGCCGGUCCACUGGUAAACCGGAACCAAAAGUUCACUGGAAGCGCAAGGACAACCGUCACAUCGUCAUCCGGUCAGACGGGGCUAGGGAAAAACAAGAGUCGGCCAUCGUGAAGGGGGACACGCUGGAGCUUAGCAACGUGCACCGGACCGACAUGGGCAAGUACCUGUGCAUAGCCAAGAACAACGUGCCACCAACGGUCAGCAAGGAAUUCAACGUUCAGAUACACUUUCAUCCGAUGAUCAAGGUGACCAAUCAACUGGUGGCCGCUCCGACCGGAAGCAACGUGCACAUUCAGUGUUAUGUUGAAACCUCGCCGAAAGCAAUGCACAGCUGGGCAAAAAUAGACGGAGGUGAUCUCAUGCCCAACACCAAGUACAAAAUGUCGGAGACUCCCAUAAACGAAUAUUCAUUACAAAUGGACCUAACCAUAACGAACCUUGAACCUAAGGACUUUGGUGGCUAUCUGUGUAUAGCAAAAAACGCUUUAGGUAAAGCGGAAGGAUCCAUAAGACUUCAAGAAUUGCAUUUGCCCAGCGCCCCAACCACUUCGGAAGCACCACCACCGGAACCAGAAGAAGAUGGUGACCGAGAGUCAGCUGGUGCAGACGAGGAAAACUUGGUGCCUGUGGAGGGCGAACCGACAUCUGACGGUGACAACCUAUCGUCGGAAGAUCAACAACAACGGGAGCAACAGAAGCAUCCAUCAGAGUCCACAAAAAAACCUCCACAGACUGCUCAUGGAGGUGGAAGUGGAGGUGGAAAUGGGGGUAGUGGAGGUGGCGGCGUCCGACAUCAUGACAACAAACAGAGGCAUGGCUCCGGCAAGGGUUCCGGUUCUGGAUGUCCGGUCCAUCGGUUGCUAGUGCUGGCCAGCGUCGUUGUAGUCACAUUGUUCCGGUCACCGGCUAUAUUUCGGUGGUGACGACUCCAAUAAUGAGGAUACUGUUGUAUGACGCGUAUCCGGUUAGUGUCCUUGACACUCAAACUACUCCUGAUAUAAGACAAUAAUCGAUUAAUUAUUUUAAACAAUAUUUUUUUAUUUUUCAUCCACGGACCGUUUUAAACUCGAGACGUUUUCCAAAAUAAAAACCCCUCCUUUAUAAUACAUUAUAAAUACACACAUUUACCCACACACUUACUUAAGUCUAGUAUACAAUGAACAUGCAGUCGACAAGCACCAUUGAUGCAGCUUAAAUAUUUAUUAUAAUAUUAAAUUAAAUAUCGUUAUCAAGCCGGAUUAAGUGGUAGUCUGGAGCGUCGUGUGGCCCACGAACGUAAAGAGCUAAUUUUGUCAUCGGCCUAAAGUUAUAUAAAAUGGUUAUUUAUACUUUUCUAAUUUCUUAGUACAAAAAAUAAUAAUAUAAUUUUAUUAAAUUUGAAUAAAAAUGUCUUUCAUUUGUGGGGCGCCUGUAUAUAUAUGGCGAUAUUUACAUAUUAUUGUAUAUAUAAUUAAUAAACAAUUUAUAUACACAUAUGUAUUUGUUAAUUGUUUGUGUAAAAUUGUAGUUUUUUGGCUUAAAUUCAAUGACCGUAAUAGUAGAUAAUUAUAAAGUUAUGUGAAGAAACUCCAAUUUUAAAAUCUUUGUUAGGGAUAGGACUCUAUUUUUAGAUAUAUUUUAAUCCAUUUAGGUUCACAGCCGACUGUCGGCCUCUGGGCAUUUAUAAGACUUAAUCCGAGCUUGAUCGUUAUUAUAUUUGUGUUGUAUAAUAUUGCAAUAUGUCGAACCUAUAGAAUACUCAGGACCAACUUGAUUCGUGCAUUAUGAGUUAUGACCAUCAUAAUAUUAUAUAUUUAUAUGGAUAGCUGAGAGAGCUGAACAUUUAAACAACUUAUACUGUAUACGUACAGCGGGAGCUUGCUCUUUUUAAGACGUUUAAAUAAUAUAUUUUAAAAUUCCAUAGGUACCAAUUACACGUUGUACCUAAGCCUAUUAGAUUAAUAUA
Molecule: messenger RNA, 2813 nt
Organism: Myzus persicae (green peach aphid)
Lineage: Eukaryota; Metazoa; Arthropoda; Insecta; Hemiptera; Aphididae
Product: lachesin-like
Exons: 10
Coding region: 394-1791 (465 amino acids)
Cellular component (GO): neuron projection
Source: RefSeq, a predicted model, not a curated record